AUGGUGCACCCGCUCAUCAUCACAGCAGCCGCAACGGCAGGCGUCGGUGCUGCUGUCGCAUUCGAAGUGGCGGUCUUUCGCCCCUGGCGCGAGGACAAUUGGCCGCAUGGCUUCGGCGAAGGUGUGCGCAGCGAGUUCCUCAAGCUUCGAAGAGAGGUCGAGCAAGCGGUCCACGAGAUCCAGGACGACCUCCGAACUUUGCGGGAUGGACGAAGGCGCGAUACUAGCAGGAGCAGAGAUGGGCAUCGUCGACUGAGCGACGACGAGCUGGAUGACUUCCGCAGAGGCGUCGGGGAAGAGGCAAGCAGGGAGAGCGCUCAGCACGAGUUCGAGAUGCACGAACGUCAAGCUUCCGCUUACCGCGACCGCCUUCGAGCUUCGAUGAGCGAAAGUCUCACAAGUGGCACGGAUCAGCAAGAUGGGAGGUUGCGGAGACGACGCCCAGCAGGUGCGGAUGCGGCGAACGAGGAUCGAUCAGCGCGGACGAGCAUCAUCAGUGUGCCUGUAAUGGAUACGCGCAAGACGACGUCGCCUGAAAUGACGCAUCACAGAGUCGGGAGCGCUUCGUCAAAGACAGAUGAAGUGCCGUCUGCGCAGCUGGUGACCGAAACGGGCGACCACGGCGCAGAAGCUUCUACAUCAUCUGAUCUCGAGAGGGGCGAUAGCAGAGGCGAGACUGAGGCAGCCAGGAACGGUCUCUUCGGCCUUGACUUUGACGUGCAGACAUCGCAGGCUUUGGAUCAGGAGAAUGCUCGCAGCAACGCCAGUGACCCCUUUGCCGACAUUGUGGAUGGCACCGCAUCAUCCUGGCAUGCCGUCUUCAGCGACCGUACCGCUCAACGGGCUGACCAGCCCGCCACGCAAGAUUCUCGUGACACUUUUUCGCCCUCUCAAGAGGAGCUGACCGAGGAAGGGCACGUGAUCCUCGACACCAACGGGCUUUCGCAAACGCUUUCGGACCAGCAGCAGCAUUCCUUCCAUGAUCUCUACGCUGACGCGCAUAGCAGCAGCAACAACUCGCAUACCUCUGGAUCUCCGUAUCGCUCAAAUAGGGCUCUGCAUCCACCGAGCCUCAACCCACCUUCGACUGGAUCACGAUCUGCGGGCGCCGAGAGCGAGCCUGACUUUGAAGUGAUCAGCGAUACAGCUGACUCGGAGGGAAGGUGGAGUCAGGUGCAAGCUCCGCCGAGCCCGACAAUGUCGAGUGGCAGCAAGCCUGCGGCGGUGGGAGGCGUCGACAUGAUCUCGGUGCACAGCGAUGGUCAGGAGAGCUGGGCCGAGCUGAGCCGAUACGGGUCGGAUGAAGAAGGCUCGAUCCGUAGCGAGACGAGGGUGCGCUCUCUUCGUGGCUAG
Messenger RNA from Kalmanozyma brasiliensis GHG001, 1353 nucleotides. RefSeq lists its product as uncharacterized. Bases 1 to 1353 code for a protein of 450 amino acids. The transcript has a single exon. Lineage: Eukaryota; Fungi; Basidiomycota; Ustilaginomycetes; Ustilaginales. The record is from RefSeq and is a predicted model, not a curated record.